CCUCCAACUCCCUCCUCCAUUCCCUCUCACAUCUGGUUCUCCAUUUCCUCCCACCAAUUCCCAGUCGAGUCCAGAUUUCAUUCGACCUUUUCCCCUCCCAUUCGUGACGCGCAUAUCUAAUCGAUCUAUCUGUCUCUGCCUUCGGCCUCCGAAAUCCGGGGAAGCUUUCCCUUGCAAUUCCACUCGCGCGACCAGACCACUCUCUCCCCUCGCGGCUUCUCUUUCCCCCCAGCCCAGAGGAAAUAGCACAACAACCAAAUACCCUCGAGGACAUUUGCUCUGAAUCGGACUGUCUCGCGGAAGCCCCCCCAUCCAUGCGGUACCCCCUUGCUACGACCACCGCGCCCACGACGACCGACUCCGCCUUCGCCUCCGCCUCCGCCUCCGCAUCCACCACCACCACUGCUCUCAUGAAGCCACCCUCGACCAGACUACAAUCGGGUUCCAGUUCGUUGUUGCCGUUGCUGUUGCGCGUUGAAUCAUGUCGGACUCAGUGGACCGCGUCUUCGUCCACGCCCUCAACACAGUCAAACGGAUUCCGCGGACGGGGACGGCGCGUCCGCCCGCCUCGGAGCGCUUGAAGUUGUAUGGCUUGUAUAAGCAGAGUAUGGAAGGUGACGUCGAAGGUGUCAUGGAUCGACCGGUGGGGAAUACCCCGGAUGUGUUUAUGGAGUGUGAGAAGUGGGAUACGUGGUACGCCCAGCGCGGUCUCUCCCGCACCGAAGCCAAAUGCCGGUACAUCUCCACGCUGAUCGAGACGAUGCAUCAGUAUGCGUCGCAGACGGCCGAGGCCCGCGAGCUGGUCGCCGAGUUGGAGUUCGUCUGGGAUCAGAUCAAGUCGAAUACCGCUUCGUUGGAGUCGUCGGAGUCCGGGUCGGAGGAGCUUCUGAGGAGCCAGGGGUUGGCCGAUUUCAGGUCGCAUCGUGGGUCGGCGGGGGAGAGUGGUGGUGGUGGUGGUGGUGGUGGUGGUGCUGCUUCUUCGGCGUCGGGGCGACGCUUGUCGCGCGAGGAGUAUGCGCGGUGGCUUCUUGCUACGUCGAUAAGGGAGGGCGAAACGGCGGCGGCGGCCUCGUCUCGACAUGAUGGGCGCGGACGUAUUCGCGAGGAGGGCUCGGGGCUGAGGGUGAUGAGUCCCGUGAGUCAGCCGAGUCAGCCGGGGGCGUAUGCUCGGUCGCGUUCCAAGGGAUAUGGCGAUGAUGAGGUAGAUCACGAUGAUGUGGAUGAGGAGGAGGAGGAUGAGGAAGAGGUGUACGCGGAGGCUCAGGAUAAUCUCUAUGAAGACGACGAUGAUGACGACGACGACGACGACGCGGAGGCGAACGACUACCGACCACAACCCCAUCCUCACGAAGCAGUAGAACCCCCCGAUCCCCCGUCCAGAGGGAGACCACGCCGGCCGCCGCCCCCUCCCACACCGGCAUCCUGGCGUCGCCGCGUCGAGCAGGCCUUGACGACGAUGACGGCCGAGAUCGCCGCCGUGCGCGAGCAGAUGGAGGCGCGCGCGCGGGCCCAGCGCCGCCGCUCGGGCGUCUGGGCCUGGGUCCGCUGGUUCCUGUGGGUGUGUUUCCGGCAGGUGAUGGUGGAUCUGGCCAUCCUAGGGGUCCUGUGGGUGUGGAUGCGCCUCCGCGGGGACCGGCGGCUGGAAGUCGUGCUCAAGGUUGGGUGGGCGGAGGUGAAGAGUCGAUUGGGGAGGACGAGGCUCUGGCGGAGGAAGAGGAUCCCUCGAGGUGAUUCUUGAUUUCUGGGCCCAUCCUCCCUCUCCCUCUUUCGCCCUUGUUAGAUGCUGGGUUCUCUGUGGUCUCCUAUGUUCUCGUAUAUAUUAUACACUUCAUUUUUUUUCUGUUGAGCAUGUAUCCAUGCGUGGACAUCUUGAUGAUGAACAUGCUUUUUUUUAUGUCUUGCUGGUUCAUUCUCCAUCGAGAUUUCCUUUUGUCAUCCGUGUCGGUGUACUGUACACUAAACCACAAUGUUAUCAUGUAACAUCUAGACAGGAU
Messenger RNA from Aspergillus brunneoviolaceus CBS 621.78, 1994 nucleotides. Its product is annotated as acyl-CoA-binding domain-containing protein. Bases 482 to 1738 code for a protein of 418 amino acids. Gene Ontology annotation, molecular function: fatty-acyl-CoA binding. Lineage: Eukaryota; Fungi; Ascomycota; Eurotiomycetes; Eurotiales; Aspergillaceae. Gene Ontology annotation, biological process: fatty acid metabolic process. The transcript is spliced from 4 exons. The record is from RefSeq and is a predicted model, not a curated record.